This is a messenger RNA of Chlamydomonas reinhardtii, 3552 nucleotides long. RefSeq lists its product as uncharacterized. The transcript has 3 exons. The record is from RefSeq and is a predicted model, not a curated record. NCBI's taxonomy places the organism in Eukaryota, Viridiplantae, Chlorophyta, Chlorophyceae, Chlamydomonadales, Chlamydomonadaceae. The coding region runs from base 354 to 1958 and encodes 534 amino acids.
GUAGCCCGCGCUAUUUGAAGAACCUGGAAUCGCCCCAGCGAGCUCGAUACGUCAUCCCUCUGUCGGGACUUGCUGCCCCUUAUUCUGGGUUUCCUGGUCGACUGUUCGAACAGUGCUGCUCAAUUUGGACCCUCUGCGGUCAAAAGUUCAGUCGUUAGCGUUGAUAGUGCCGAGCCCACUCCCACUCCAGUCACGCCAGCCCUCAAAUGCGCUCGAUUUUGCUGUGCGGCGCACCUUCUUUCUAAUCCUCUGACUGGAUAGCACUAAGAGAAAGCGAGACAGGGAAAGGACGAGGAGCGAACAACUUCACGGGGGCCACAGGGAGCUGGCCUUUCCGGUGGCUGGCGAAUUCGAUGGACCGCCAUACAGCCGUUGUGGGCUCGCUGGAUGCAUGGCUUCCUAGCUGCUGCACGCACGUCUUGUCAGCAGCUCGCCCAUCGCACCCAAACCAGCGGCACCCCGGCUGCUCAACAGCCCAGGUUAUUGGAAACCAUGGCCACGUCGACCCGGCCGCUUCGACAUCGGCAGCAGCUCCCGUCCCCAUCCCCUUCUCCCGAGCGGUGUCCGCGGCGCGCCCCUGCAGCCCACGCGCCAGCCCUGUGGACGAAGAUGACGACAGCGAUGACGAUACCAUGCCUCUGGACACUGACUUCCUCGACUGCAUGGCGCGAAAGCAGCACUCUUUUCUGACGCAGGCGAUGGCCUCACGCCGCAGCGCGACACCGAACAGCGGCACUGCUGCUCGCGAAUCAGCAUCGGGGACUAACAGCUGCUGCGGAACGGACGCAAGCGGCGUGAGCGACGCGCGCAGCGGCAGCAGCCUGUGGGACUCCUCGGGCGCGGCGUCAUCCGCGUUCACCCGCUCGGUGGGCUGGUCGGGUGGCAGCGGCGCCAGCGCAUUCAGCGGCAACGGCAGCGGCAGUGCAUUCAGCAGCGGCGUCGCGUGCGGCAGCGCAUUUGGGUCAUACAGCAAGGAGGCAACCGCCUGCCAAUCCACGGCGGCGGAACCAACCGCCGCCACGGCCGCCAACUACUCAACUGCAGCCCUGCCGCCGUCGGCCUGUUCAUCUUCUUGCAUUUCCGAAGGCACAGUCCGCCGCGGCCGCCCCCGGCUCACCAUCUCAUCUGCGUGCUCCUUGCCGGGGCCGGGCCAAGUGCAGCAGGGCUCGGUGCACGCGCAGUCGCAGCAGCUAGGUUCCCUGUGCAAGGCGCUGUCGUCGCCUGCGUACGGGCCGUCACUGGCGGCAUCCUUCACGCAGCGUCAGCAGCCGCAGCAGCUGUCCUUCGGCCGAAUCCUGCCGCCCCCACCUCACGCCGGCGGGCACUGUGGCGAUGAUGACGUUGAGUGCAUCGCCUUGAAGAGCGGCAGCCACCUCAGCAGUAGCCACGGCCACAGCCACUCGGCCUCGGAAACCGCUGCGGCCGCGGCGGCCUUCGCGCUCUCGAUGAUCAGCCUCCCCGACAACAGCAGCGAUUCGGAGGGCUACGAAAGCUGCUCGGACCGCGAGGGCGGGGCCCAGCGCUGCGACAAUGACGACGCGUCAUCAUCCGAUGAAAUCAACCUGUCCGCCUCGUUUGGCGGCUCCAGCACCGCCGCAGGUGCGGAGCCGGAGGGCUGCGAUGAGCAGCAUGCGGCGGAGGCGGCGCGGCGCGUGCUGCAGCCGCAGCUGGCAGCCAUGCGACAUGGCUGGAUGCAGUCGAUCGCGAGCGCUUGCGGCAUCACCGCGCCACAGCAGCAGCAGCUGCAGGCCCACCAGCAGCCGCAGCGGCUCGCGCCGACGGCGGCGGCCGCACCCGCCGCCGCGGUGCACAUGGCCGCUGUGGCGGCGGCGGGCGGGCGCAUGCCCAUCACCACCCGCCGGGGCCUGUUCGAGGGAACUGUGAGCGCUGGCAGCCCGCGCAACGCCUGGCGGUGGCACGCCGCCGUCGAGCAGCGCGGCUCGGAGGCCGCACGGUAGUUCAUUUGCGCAGCAGCUGCUGUUUUGCAGGAGCGAGUGAGUGGAAGUGGAAAUGGCAGGUGCUAGAAUGGCCGGAGGGUUCCUGCGUUUGCUUGUGGGGCGUGAGCAUUUCAUCGACGAGCGAAGAAGUGGAGGUGCGAGCCUCAACUGUCUGUUGCUGCCACUGGUGCGUACCCUGGCUUUUGCAGCCAAUCCAUGUUUGUGUGUGGCUAGGGAAAGUUGCAUUGUGGGAGAGUAGCGAGCACACGCGCCUGCUGUUAUUUUGCAUACAAGUGCCGUGCGGAGUAGUCAUGCAUACGUGUCUCGCGGAGCCAUGGAUCUCAGCAUCCGGUGGUGGUGAAAGCUGUCGCAUUUAGCGAAGGACUGUUGCUUGGAGUUGUGUAUUGCAGAACGUUUCUUGGGUUUGGACACUAUCUGUGUGCACCGGUACUGGCUGCGUGAAUGGAUGGGUCACGUGUGCUCCCGGUGCAACUCGGUGACGGGUAAAACUUGGCGGUGCAUAGGAGACCGUGGUUGUGAUCACAUGCUUGCGAGCCUGGCAACAGAUCAGCAGGCUGUGCUUAUCCUCACGUUGGUGCGUUGUGGACCAAAUAUAUCACCUUCAUGGAAACUUCAUAUGCGUUCGCCUUUCAGAUGCAUGCGGCGCGCAGAUGCAAAUUGUUUGACUCGAAUAAUCGGGUGGUGCAUUCACGCAUCGUGGUCACUCGCUAUUCCUGGGUGCCAUGCAGGAUCCACGCUGACUCGUUCAGCAGCAGCAGUGAGGGGUUAGGGAACAUGCAUAAAGUGUGGAAGGGAAGUGGGCCCGGGGCGUGCCGUACCUUGGACGGGCUUUCGGGUGGUGGCGCGGCCAACGGACAUUUAUGCGACACGCACGCUGUGAUACAUGCCAUGACGGGGUCCGGUCGAGCGCAGCCAGGGACCAUGGAAUUUGGGUCAUGUAGGACGGAGCGGCGCUGCAUGCACUUCGAUUCCUGUUUCAUUCGACGGCUGGCCUGCGGCAGGAUUGGAUUUGGGUGCGUCCGCGCCAGGCCAGCGGUGGGCGGAAGAUGAAUAAUCGCCAUCGCUCGUCAGUGCCGGUAAUGAAGCAGCACAUACGUAGCUGCUAGCAAGCUGGGCAUACCGCAAGGGCGCGUGCGUGCUGCGUGCAGGAGAUUCCGUCGUGCGCCUGGCAUGUCGAUCGUGGCAUGGUGUUACUAAUGCACAUCAUAAGGCCAUUAGGUGACAUGAUUCGGCGCAUGGGUGUUAGGUGUGCAGCAAUGCGAUCCGGGCAGAUGCAGGCGUGCCAUGCCGGCCGGCGGCCGCGACCGCCUUCAUGUGCGAUAGGGCUGUAAGCCACAGAUUGUAAGUUGUCGAGAUGGGCUAUCGACGGCGGGGCCCCGCUGCUCCGCUGCGUGCUUUCCCGCAUUUCCGUGUGCCGAAUACACGUGUGGUUUGUUGCCUGUUGUAGGACAGUCGGCAAAAGACUGUGAACUACUGCGUUCCGCCUAGAUUUCCCGGACUUCAUUGGUGCCCCUGGUGCGUGGUAGCCGUGCAACGCAAACACUCAGCACGCAUCCCACAAAUCGCCCCCCAGAACCAUGUACACAAUAACCAU